GACAGAAAUCGUAUUUUGAGUGAAGAAAUUAGUCAAGGUAGGGUGUGACAAAAGUUUGGAUUGGUUGCAACUUUAUCACGUGACUGUGCAGAUUUCAAAAUGGCUGCCUCUGGAUACAUUGAUUGUACGAUAGCUCUCAAUAUAAGAUUUAAGUUUAUGGUAUUUUAAUCCAUACAGCUUAUUACAAUGCACUUUAAAAUGAAAACACGCAACAAUGGGCUCACAAACGCUUGAAAUUUUACGACAAGGUGUCUGGGCUUCGCUCACAGGAGGUUGGUUUUAUGACCCACAUCAGGAUAUUUUCUGCAACACAUUUCACCUUUAUAUUUGGCUGUUUCUCUUAUGUCUGCCGUUCACAAUAUAUUUGUAUUUCCCUCCAACGUUUCUCGUUUGGGGUGCAUACUGUGCAACUAUAGCACUCCUUUUUGCAACUUUGAAGUUAGCAAACUUUGGUCUGCAUCACAUGUAUGACACAUCAGAGUGCAUCCAGGAAGUGAACGAGGAUGGCCGUCCAGAAAGUGAGACGAGACACCAACAGAUCCCCAAAGAAAGACGGGAGGAGGAAGGCAUUGAACUGCAGGUUUUGAGCAGCAAGCGGUCGAGUGAGACUCCGCCUGUGGGCUGCAGCUCACGUAACUCAUACAUUGAGCCCCAACAAGGGGGUGGAACUGAUGCAGACAGUAUCAACUCUUCUGAAUACCCGAACCAAGAUUCUGUUGAGGACAUGACCUUCAAGAACGGAAGCAGCACAAUAGAUCUAAAGGUGGAUGUUCAUCGGAAAAACAGUUCAGAAAGUGGCGAGGAAGUGGCAACACUGCGACCUGUAGUAGAGAGAGUUAGUGUUCACCGAGCAGAACAGUGUACUCAAGCAGACCAUGAACGCUACAGAACUAAAUUACAAGCAGAGAGCAGAUCAAAACGCCAGAGAGCAUGCGGUGGUAGUGUCUCGGUGCCUGUUAUGGAUGAUAACAAGUCUGCAAUGUCUCGAAUGAACAAGAGCCCCAGUUCGAACAAGCUGUCUCGCCAAACCUCUUCAACAGAUUCCCAGGAGGAUCACAGCAGUCAGGGAGCAGAACUAAAGCCAUCACUUGUUUCUGCGGAGACUGGACCUGGCAUCUCCAGUUCCACAGUUUCUGUUCCUCCAGCCAGACGAUAUUCCAAUGCUACAAGUCACAAUUAUAGUAUUCUGCCAGUGGCCAUCAAGGCAACUGGGUCACUUGAACUGGGCGGGUACAUGCUGGAUGCAACGUCUGAUAACACCUCUACCCCCAGAGACAAGGGUUUGAUCUACUGGAAACAGCAGAAUUCACGCGGUGGUGUGCGACGGAUACGUAGUGGCAUGCUUGACUCCUGCUGUCCGCCAACCAGUUUUGAAUCUGGGAUUGUUGAUGGCCGAGGCGCUCACUCCAGCGACGGUGGGUCUCGACACGACCCCCCACCCUCCGCUUUGCUGCGUGGCCGUCUGUCCCUGUCACCGUACUAUGGCUAUGGCAGUGAGAUUGUGUACCCCAUUGCAGAGCAUUCGGAUGAACCGGCUCACAGCCAUAAUGGACCCGACGCAUCUGCCGCAGACGGCAGCACUCUGUCUCUUCGCCCAACGGUUGUUCCCGAUUCUGAUGAUUGCGAAGAUGAAGAGGAUAAUGCUGGCUCCCGAUCUCCUUUACUAGUGCGUCAUGAAAGUUUUGAAAACAAGACUGUCGUAGGGUCUUCAGAUAGUGGUGGUGGUGGAAUUGGCAGUGGGGAGAGGAGAGGAGGCAAAGAACCGAGGUUCUCAUCGUCCAGCUCAGCUAGGACUAGCAGAAAGAAAUGUGUAGUGUCCAGUAAGUCAGGGAACUCGUUCAGCACAGGUUCUUUGGAUCAGUCUGUGUUCCGAAAACAUUUUCCUGUCGUGGGCAGCGAAGAUGUAUUAGGCGGGGAUAUGUUGGCAGACCGGACUAGUGCUUCCUCCAAAGAUGGCCUACUGGCAACAGAAGUUUCAGUGUCUGUGGGGGUUUCUGGCCUGGCCAAUGGUGAACACGUGCCUGAGGGUUGUGGCAGCAGAAGAUGUUCAGACAGUGAUGGAGCUGUCAGUGAGUGUGAUAAUACUGACAGCCUGAGUGACAGCAGCAGGCAAAGACACCGACAUUCUUUGAAAGCGACGCUCGCUGAGGAAGUAGGUGCAAGAAUGAAGUGUGAUGCCUCCUGGCACCAGCGAUCUGAAGGUGGCAUAGAUGCUGCUCCUGCCGCUGAAGUACCGAGUCUCGUGGGGCUUGAUUGGCUUUUUGAGCACACUGACAGCGAACCUGAUGACACACCACACUCCAAUCCUGAUGCCACACUUUGGAACUACACACACUCUGACGACGACGACGAGAGAAGCUGCGGAGAUGCUCUUCAGUCUGCCACAGACUCGGAUGGACACAAUAAUGGAAACAGCAGUAAGGAGACAGAUGCUGAGUCUGGGGGAAGUUCGAGUACCACCACAUUGAGUUUUGAGCCCAGCCUUGAGGUUACGAAACUUCUGCAAGGUCCACCUGGAGAGAUGGUGUCUGGUGCCAAGAACCAAGGAGCGAUCCCAAAACAGAGAACAGGGAUUCCUGCAGAAUCGUCUAAGGGACCGGCAUCCAGACAGCAUGUGACGGCUGGUGAUGCGGAACACAGAAGACAGACCAGGAGGCCAGCAAGGGGCCGAGGUCACAGUGAGAUGGCAAGUGGCAGUGUAGAUAAUGGAGUAGGGGCCUCUACAAAUAAACAAGUUCGCCUGCUUUGCAAGGAGUCGAGGGGCGGAGCUGAGAGAGAGAAACUUCCGUCCAUACCUGCAGAAGGAAUUGAAAAUCAUGCUGUUAUGUCAUCCUCACCACAGGAUCAUCCUCUAACAUGGCAGAAGAAGCGGGAUCUGAUGCCCAAGGCGGGCAAGGAAUCAAAUCCAACGGGAGAAGGAACGAGCGGUUCGUCUGGCUCUGCAACGGAGUUGAGUUCGUUGUUGCCACCGCCUGCCGUGCCUCUCCUUGCGACUUUUCUUGCCACCAGGCGAGAAGUCCCUUCGGGGUAUUCCUGUGGACCACCCGUCAUAUCUACUGAUCCUGUAGAUGCUGUGGUCAACGGUGUAGACUUGUGGGCAAAUGUCCGUACACAACAUCGGAGACUUAAGAGAUCUAGUAGAACGCACAGGUCUCGACCUGGUGGCCGCAGUAAUGAGCCUGUGCCAUGUUCUAUACCAUUGGCAGCUCUGGCAUCGGCGGUGGCAGGAGGUGGCACUGGGACGCACAUAGCGACGUCUCAUGACGACACCUCUGAAGGAGCUGUUCAUUGUUUCCGGGAUGAACACGGGAACUGGCUGAGUUACACUUUUGCAGAGAAGGGAACAGGGACAGCCAACAUGGGCGUGAUGCCUAUAGCAGCUGCUGCGGCUGCCACAGCCAAUAGCAAGCUGCUUAGCACUUUGCUCAGGCAACAGCACCGUCAUUUGGGAGGGGGUAGUGAUCCGACGACCUGGGAUGCCAGUGUCACUGGUGGGGGAACAGACUCUCUAUCAAACUCUUCAGCGUCGAUAAACUCGUCUGGGCUCACGGUGAUUCUGGAUCGCCAGACUAAUGUAGGAAGCGUCACUCCUGCUGCUGCAUGCUGCCACUAUAAGUCUUCUGGUGGUCAGGCAUCCUAUUCCAAAGGCAUUGCCCCUAUCCCUCUUCUCCCCGUUCUUCCGUCCACUUCGGCAUCAUCCCAUCUGCACCCAGGCGGUGUGUAUAUCUUAGAAGCCGUUGUCUCUCCAUCCUCUGCUGGUAGCCAGCAGCGCAGUCCAUUCCACAUCCUGUCUGACAUGCACAUAGCCACUGAGAGAAACAGGCAGGCAAGACAUCAACAUCAUCAUACCAACCCUGGUGCCAUGCUGAAUGAGCCAAAUUCUACAAUAGUCUCGAUGCCACCUGGCUCUGGCUCACAAGGGGACCCUGACACAGACAUCACACUUGCUCGGAACCACUUCAGAUAUAUGGAUGCAGUAGAGACCCCUAACAAAUUGGGUCCUAGUCGACCGCGGCACUACUACAAGUACUGGAUCACACCGUGCACUCACGUGAAGAUCCAUUUCGAUCGCCUUGCCCUCCUUGCCCUUCUGGACCGCAACCUCACAUGGGACGAGACACUACUUUCACUUUUACUAGCCGUUCUGGUAGCAGCAUUUGGCUCUCUGCUCCUUCAGUUAGGCUUCUUUCAAGAUAUAUUUGCAUUCAUAUUUUGUUUCGUGAUAGCUGGGUGCCAGUAUUCACUUAUUAAGAGUGUCCAGCCUGAUGCAUCAUCUCCCACGCAUGGAUUUAACCGCAUCGUAGCAUUCAGUCGGCCUGUGUACUUCUGUCUAGUUUGUGCCCUGGUGCUCAUCUUGCACCAGGCUACUUUUUCAGAGAAUGAAAGCUACAGUCAGACUACCUUCACUCUUUAUGGAGUGUACUUCACAAACCAGGCAAUGGUGAAAGUGUCACGCGAUGUUCUAGUUACAUUUCUUCUUUGCUUCCCUAUUGUGUUCAGUCUGGGGCUCUUCCCCCAAAUCAACACAUUUCUUAUGUACCUUUUGGAGCAAAUUGACAUACAUGUAUUUGGUGGUAAUGCAACUUCCAGUUUACUAGCCUCAGCUUACUGCGUCUGCCGCAGCGUCCUCGUAGUGUGCUUCCUGUAUGGGUUUGCUUUUGGUGCACUUAGUGAGCCAAAGAAUUCCCAGCACAUUCUGUUCUCAAUAUUCUGCGGCUUACUCGUCUCCACGGCCUACCACUUGAGUCGAAGCGCAAGUGACCCUUCUGGUCUCUGGAAUAUAGUAAAGAGACACUUGUGGCCUCCGCAUGACUUUCUCCAUGACCCUUCUUCCUCAACUGUACCAGGAAAACCUCAAAAUAAAUGCCAUCGCCGUCCAUAUGUGCACCACGACCACUACCAUCUUUAUCAGUUGCCCCAGAAACAGAAUGCUGUGCUGAAUGAAAAGAGAAAGUGUAGUGGAACUGGUAAAAAAACUACAGCUGCUAACAGAACAGACUGUCCGUCAAAUUGGAGUAGCAAGAAACAAAAGCCAAGCAUGCCAGAAUCUUCUGCUACCGCAGAGAAAGAGAAGGAGCUUGUGGAUCCUCUGCCGCUGAAGCUGCAAAACACAGUGAAUGCCAGAUUGAAAUCAGAUGUGAUCAUCUGCACAUUGGUAGCAGUGUUUGUGUUUGGAAUCCACUGCAGCACAGUGUUUGUAGCUCUCCAGCCUGAGCUGAACCCGGUGCUGUGGGCCGUGGUUGGGUUCCUUGGCUUCAUCCUUCAUUACGUGUUUCCUCAGCUCAGGAAACAGUUGCCGUGGCUGUGUUUAGCGAGACCAGUGUUCCGUAUGCAUGAACACAGCCAGUUUGAAGUCAGGGAUGCAGCAAGAGUCAUGUGGUUUGAAAAAGUGUACGUUUGCCUGUGUUUCCUGGAACGCAAUGUCCUGUACCCAGUCUUGUUCCUUGGUGCUCUAACAAGUGACUCUCCCAAGGUCAUCCAGAAACUUGGCCCAUUGGGUGGAUCAUUGGUUGUUGUAGUGUGUGGGCUUAAGUGCCUGCGUGGAUCGUUUUCUGACGCGUCAACCCAGUACCUCGUGUUAGUGUUUGCUGCCCUCUUCUUCCAAAUGGAUUAUAAUAGUGCAUCAGAGACGUUUCUCAUCGAUUACUUCUUCAUGGGGAUUGUCUUCAGCAAAACCUAUGNGUUCAUCUUUCAGGUGCAGUUUGUGGUGACGUACAUUGCUCCCUGGCAGAUAACAUGGGGUUCUGCAUUUCAUGCAUUUGCUCAGCCAUUCAGCGUGCCACACUCGGCAAUGUUGUUUCUGCAAGCAGCUAUAUCAGCAGCCCUUUCUACACCUCUCAACCCUUUUUUGGGUAGUGCCAUUUUUUUGGCAUCGUAUGUUCGGCCAAUCAAGUUCUGGGAGAGAGACUACAACACGAGACGUGUCGAUCAUUCUAACACCCGGCUCUCGUCACACUUAGAACGUAAUCUGGGAGCAGAUGACAACAAUCUGAAUUCUAUCUUUUAUGAACAUCUGACACGUUCACUGCAGCAUUCCCUCUGUGGAGACUUGAUAUUGGGCCGCUGGGGUCCAGUGAUGCAAGGAGACUGCUUUGUGCUGGCAUCAGACUACCUCAACUGCCUCGUUCACAUCAUUGAGCUUGGCAAUGGACUGGUAACGUUUCAGAUGCGUGGCCUUGAGUUCCGAGGAACCUACUGUCAACAACGAGAAGUUGAAGCCAUCUCUGAGGGUGUUGAGGAGAAUGAUGGAUGCUGCUGUUGUGAACCAGGGCACUUGCCUCACAUGCUUAGUAUGAACGCCGCAUUCAGCCAGCGUUGGCUUGCGUGGGAGGUGACGGCUACCAAGUAUGUGCUUGAGGGCUACAGCAUCUCGGACAACUCUGCCAUCUCAAUGUUGCAGGUGUUCGACUUCCGCAAGGUUCUCAUCACCUAUUAUGUUAAGAGCAUAAUAUUCUACGCUGUCCGUUCUCCGCGCCUAGAUGAGUGGCUGAGUUCUCCUACCAUUCUUGAUGCACUGCAGCCAAUGCUGGAUAAGAAUUUUGUUGAUCUCGACCCUGUAUUCAACAUGAAUAUUGAUGAAGACUAUGACUUCAGGGCUUCAGGAAUCACACGCAACAGUUUCUGCAAUGUAUACAUGGAGUGGAUCUGUUUCUGUGCUGUUAAACGCAGCCAGCCGCUGAUUAUUGAGAAGGACUCUGUGCUAGUGUCUCUGUGCUUUGCGCUCAGUUUGGUUGGACGACGCACCCUCGGAGCAGCUUCGCAACAUAAUACUGUUACCAGCGUCGAAUUCUUCCUGUACGGAUUGCACGCCCUCUUUAAGGGAGAUUUCCGCAUCACCUCCGUUCGAGACGAAUGGAUUUUCUCUGACAUGGAGUUAUUACGCAAGGUGGUGGCACCAGGAGUUCGAAUGUCUUUGAAACUGCAUCAGGACCACUUCAUGUCUCCAGAUGAAUAUGAGGAGCCAUCAGCCCUGUACGAGGCCAUCUCGUCACAUGAAGAGAAGCUGGUUAUAUCACAUGAAGGUGACCCAAUGUGGAGAAAUGCUGUCUUAUCAGGCACACCAUCACUUCUUGCUCUCAGGCAUGUCCUAGAUGAUGGCACAGAUGAAUACAAGAUAAUCAUGUUGAACAAGCGCUACCUGAGUUUCCGAGUUAUCAAAAUGAACCGAGAGUGCGUUCGAGGCCUGUGGGCAGGUCAACAGCAGGAACUGGUGUACCUUCGCAAUCGAAAUCCUGAGCGUGGCUCUAUUCAGAAUGCUAAGCAGGCAUUGCGCAACAUCAUCAACUCAUCUUGUGAUCAACCAAUAGGCUACCCAAUCUAUGUGUCGCCUCUCACCACUUCGUAUGCUGAGACUAACGAGCAGCUCUGUAGCAUUGUCGGAGGUUCGCUGAGUUUUGAGGCUAUUAAAAAGACUGCCAUUACGUUAUGGAGGAGGGUGCGGCAGCGGUGUGGUGAGGGCUGUUCUAGUGGGGGGUCUGUCCCUCAAGAUGAUGGGGGAUUUGGAAAUGAGGGAGUCUAUGCUAUGACUACCUGCAACAUUCAUUCAGGGUACACACCCCACCCCUCCAGUGGCCACAACACUUCGGGUAGUCAGUCAAUGGACAGCGGUCAGAUCGGAGGUAGCGUAGGAAGAGGAGGCUCUCUGGGGCGAGGAGGUACUCGAGGCAGUAUCGUCUCGGUGGGGAAGCCGUCCUCUUCGACUCUGGCGAGUCUUGCAGGGCUGUUGUCUGCUGCGGAGUCUGGCACCAAGGCAGAGAGUUCUUUUAGUCAAGGUGUCCACAAGAAGGAAGACAGGGAGGUUGAUCCUCCAGAAGGCAACCUCACUGCAGACAAGGAGCCAGUGUUCCAAAGGGUGCGGAUCCAGGACCCAAACCAGGUGUACGACGCUAUCAACCUUGGUCGUCGGAUUGAUGUAGUCUGGCCUGAUGAGAGGAUGAGGGCCCGUGGCGGACGUUCCCACUGGCGGGACUGGUUGCCGGAAAAGGGCAUGGAGGGGCAGGUAGUGCAUCGAUGGGUUCCAUCUCAUCGGGAUCCCAAUUGCAGAUCUCACGUGGACCGAACCAUUCUUCUGGUAAAAAUUGAUGACAAGUAUGUCCCAAUCGCUGAAAGUGGAACGCAAGACUUGGGCGCAGAAGUAUAGCACAAGAGAUUGUGCCGCCGGCACAGACAUAGAUCCAGGCUCUCUCACGUGUGAGAGUUAAACAUUCCUACUUUGUAUGCUACUUAAAUGGUCACGUGUUCCUAUGUGUGCCACCAUAUCCCUCUAUGGUGCAGAAUGGUAACUAGUGUGAGUAUUAUUGCAUGUUGAACAGCGAGUGUUGCCAAUGGCAAAAUUUGAGAGCUAUACCAAAUAAUACAAUGAUGUGUCAUUAUGGCGUGGCAAAACGAAUUAACAUUUCUGAGUGUAAAUCAAGUAUUACAGAACCACAGAUGUAGUGAAGGCCAUGCAUCUCCUUAUUCCCAUAUUCAAGCAACGUGCCCUGAAUUUUUCCCCGUCGGGCACCACCACCAAUCCAUCUGUGGCGUGACGUUCGUCACGUAACCGAAGACAGUCUUUAUCGACGACGAUCGGCCUUGUUGUGACGAGCCGAUCUGUCUGCUAAGAACGGUGGAACCAUGUCAUGUUGUUAUAUUUAUAAUCGACGGUAGAGGAGCAGAUUGUUAUCAUGUAUUGUACAGAGCUUUUAUACUUGUAGAUGAUUUCACAGGAUGCCUUAAGAACUAUCAGACUGAAUCUAAUAUUUAAAUGGAAGAGAUAAUAAAACCUUUUUUAUGCCAUUGCAGACUAAAUGACUACAGAUAUUCUUUAGAAAGUUUGAAACAUAUUUUAAGAAUAUGAAUCAGUAAUUCAAGUGGCUGUGUGUCAAAGAGCCUCUGAAACGAUAAUAGUAAAUAUUUGUGAGUGUUUUAUUGCUUUAUACCAGUAUUUGCUUGUCACUUCUUUGUUUAUGUAGGCGAAGUGAUAAGAUGCAGUCCGAGACUGUGAUACGUACUGGCCGCAGCCUUGUCUUAUUAAUGUUGUUGAUUAUUUAUUUAUUUUUGCCGGCACUUGCUCCUGUGUUUUUUUUAAAGACUGCGAAUGUUUUGUUGACUUAUUCAAAAUAUAAUUUAUAUAUAUUUUUAAAUGUUUUAUCAAUACACCUCAUGUAAUAUGUCCUAAUUUUAAAGAGACUUUUGAAUGUUUUCAACUACAGAAUACUCGGGAGAUCGGAAAUGUGCGUGUGUGUUGGGUUCGGCGCUGUCUCAGUAAAAAGGAUGCGCUCGGUAAUGUGAGAGCGCCAGAUGUGACGGUGGUUACGGCGAGUCUCCGAUUUGCUGGCUCUUUGGGUCGGUUUCGAAAUUGUAUGUCUUUUGCAUGAUGACGGUGUGAAAGUUUGUGCGAGACUGUCGGCUUUUCGCGCGUCUCGUCCUCCCGCGUUGAAUUCGGGACGGAUCUUAAAAAUGUUCGGCGUUGCGGCUGCUGCCAGCCAUGUUAACGUGUAGUUGCAUGACAUUGAGAGAUACUUUAGUAUAAAUACUUUUAAGAUUUGAAUUUUCCAAACUUCACAAAAUAAAAAUCUACUUCAUAUUAUUGCUGCUUGUAGAAAUGAGGAAGCGUAAUAAUCAUGUCUAUACUCUGUGCAGUCUUGUAAGUCCAGUAUAGGAUAUUUAUUUGUUUUGUGUCUGUAAUAAUUCGUGUCUGUUUCAUUUGCGGUUUAGGUUGCUGAGAGAGAUUAACCUACUCGUGUAUUUUACUGCGGAUUUACAUUAUAGGGAAGAGCUAUGAAAUUUGCGCCUUCCCACCGUUGAAUAUUUUACAUGAUUGUUGUUCAUGAUCCCAUGAUAUUGGUGCAGCAACAGUAAAUCAUUCCAUUUCUAAUAUGUACGGAAGGCAACUAUUAUUGGAAUGUUAAUUUUUUGCUACUUUGUCUCAGAUUUAAUGCUGGUGGGUUUAUAGGCGCGUCAGCUACUCCGUCUAUCAGCGUCAGAUUUGACGCUGGUCUAAAGAACAGCUAAACAUGUUUCUACUGAAAGGAUCAUUUUCACAAUUCAAGAUAAAUACUCCCCACCUCAGUCGGAGAGGAAUCGUCGUUUUCGAAACGGUCGUAGUUCGAAGAGAAUGCGGUACUUGAAUAAUUUUCUUCUGUUAAAGUUAUACCGUGUGAAAUUAGAUUUUUGGAUAAAACACAAUAAAUUGCUUUAUGAACUGAGACAAAGAUGGCAAAUUUAUUAAAUGAAUGUGCGGACAGCUUUUGUGUUUCAUGGUUUCAACUUCCAUUUCUGCCUUUGUAAAUGCAGGAAAAGGAUAGAGCUGGUGUUUUUGAGUCUCAUUGUCUGGCUUCUGUGUUUGAAAAUCAAAGAUUGUAUGCAGUCUUAAAUCAUGUGUUACAGUAAGACCAACAUGUAGGCGUAAACUACGCCAUUGCUGUCAGGUGCAGUUUCAUUGUAUCCAUGUGACAGUCCAGUUGAUAAAAUUUGAUAAUGUCUUUA
Zootermopsis nevadensis is the source of this 10470-nucleotide messenger RNA. The record is from RefSeq and is a predicted model, not a curated record. Lineage: Eukaryota; Metazoa; Arthropoda; Insecta; Blattodea; Termopsidae.